Messenger RNA from Cyprinodon variegatus (sheepshead minnow), 4654 nucleotides. RefSeq names its product neuropilin 1 (gene nrp1a). Gene Ontology annotation, cellular component: membrane. The record is from RefSeq and is a predicted model, not a curated record. Gene Ontology annotation, molecular function: vascular endothelial growth factor receptor activity; semaphorin receptor activity. The coding region runs from base 863 to 3637 and encodes 924 amino acids. Gene Ontology annotation, biological process: vascular endothelial growth factor signaling pathway; axon guidance; angiogenesis. Lineage: Eukaryota; Metazoa; Chordata; Actinopteri; Cyprinodontiformes; Cyprinodontidae. The transcript is spliced from 18 exons.
AUUUGCAUCAGUCAGUGGAAGAAGCGGAGAGCGAAGACGCACUGAGGAGCUCGAACCGGGAAGAGGAAAGUUAUUUAAAUAAGAUUUUGAUUUUGUUUUUUUAUUUGCUUUAGAGAUAUUUGGGAACUGAUCUCGUCUCCCGUGGCGGUGGUCAGGGUUUUAGCUGUAACAGAGACGGUGAAUGAGAGCUGGAGAUAUCGGCUCUCAUCGCGGGGAGAGGACUUGUCUGCGCGCCGAGCUACAGAGCGGCUCCAGCGGGUAGAGGCUGCGCGUCUUUGCGCAGAGCUGCCCCCGGAAUCAGCGGGCGGUUCGAACUAGAGGAGAGAAGAAGUUGGGCUCACUUUUGGAAGAUUUUUUUUCUUUUUUUCUUGUUUAAGGAAACCGGAGCCAAGCUUGUCGGAUUGUGCACUUUGUGCGUUUCUGCUCUUGUUGGAGGCGGAAAAGGACUGGAUGCCUGCUGCCGGUGCGCGAAUCCUCAAGAAGCAGCCAAGGAUUGUAUCCAUUAUCCAACGGAGUAAGGGCGCAAGGUGGAGGGACGGAGGACUCGCAUCUUUCUGCGGAGUGGAAAUGGAAAGGCUGGCCCUGGAGAGGGGAGAGCAGCCGGCGGAGGAGAGGAGACGGAGCAGGAGCUGAGUGACAGGAUGCCCGCGACCUGAGCGCUCAGCACCGCUGAUACCUUUUUUAUUUUUUUAACUUUUUUUUUUCUUUUGCUAAAAAACAAAAAAAAAUAACACUUAACAAAGGAAACACAUUGUAAAACAAAGAGCUUUGGGGAAAUUGAAUAAUAUUUUCACAAUUCUUUCCUGGAGUGCUAUUUUUCCUUUUUAUUUUUUCUUCUGAUUUUGGAGGAGACAAAACAAGGAUGCAUUGUGGAUUAGUUUUUGUCCUGUUUAUGGGAUUCCUCCUGGUGCUCGAGGCUUUUAAAAACGAUAAAUGCGGUGGCAACAUCAGAAUCUCCAGCGCGAGCUACCUCACGUCGCCAGGUUACCCCGUGUCCUACCCCCCCUCCCAGAGGUGCGUGUGGGUCAUCUCGGCGCCUGGUCCUCACCAGCGGAUCCUUAUCAACUUCAACCCGCAUUUUGAUCUGGAGGACCGAGAGUGCAAGUAUGACUACGUCGAGGUGCGAGAUGGCGUGGAUGAGAGCGGGCAGCUAGUGGGGAAGUACUGCGGGAAGAUAGCCCCCUCGGCGGUCGUCUCCUCUGGAAACCAGCUCUUUAUCAAGUUUGUGUCGGACUACGAGACGCACGGAGCGGGUUUCUCCAUCCGAUAUGAGAUCUUUAAGACAGGUCCCGAGUGCUCCAAAAACUUCACCUCCAACAGUGGUGUCAUAAAGUCGCCAGGGUUUCCGGAGAAAUACCCCAACAACCUGGACUGCACCUUCAUGAUCUUUGCCCCAAAGAUGUCAGAAAUCAUCCUGGAGUUUGAGAGCUUCGAGCUGGAACCCGACCCAACACCCCCUAGUGGUGUCUUUUGCCGCUACGACCGGUUAGAGAUCUGGGAUGGUUUCCCAGGAGUCGGGCCGUACAUCGGACGGUACUGCGGCCAGAACACCCCCGGCAGGAUCAUCUCCUAUACAGGAAUUUUGGCACUGACAAUCAACACGGACAGCGCCAUCGCUAAGGAAGGCUUCUCUGCUAACUUCACCGUCCUGGACAAGACAGUCCCAGAGGACUAUGACUGCAGCGACCCACUGGGAAUGGAGUCGGGAGAGAUAACAUCAGACCAAAUCAUGGCUUCAUCCCAGUACAACCCCAGCUGGUCCCCAGAGCGCUCCAGACUCAACUACUAUGAAAAUGCGUGGACUCCAGCAGCCGACUCCAACAAGGAGUGGAUUCAGGUGGACCUUGGCUUUUUGCGGUUUGUCUCUGCCAUUGGUACACAGGGUGCUAUUUCCCAAGAGACCCACAAAAUAUACUUUGUCAAGUCCUACAAAGUAGACGUCAGCUCAAAUGGAGAGGACUGGAUCACCUUGAAAGAAGGCUCCAAACAGAAGAUUUUCCAAGGCAACACCAACCCAACAGACGUUGCCAAGACAAAGCUGCCUAAACCUACGCUGGCGCGCUUCGUUCGCGUCCGUCCAGUGACCUGGGAAACAGGCAUUGCUCUGCGCUUCGAAGUGUACGGCUGCAAGAUAUCAGAGUACCCCUGCUCUGGCAUGCUAGGCAUGGUGUCAGGCCUGAUCACGGACAACCAGAUCACGGCGUCCUCUCAUACGGACCGGAGCUGGGUGCCUGAGAAUGCCCGCCUUCUCAACAGCAGGACAGGGUGGACCCUGCUGCCUCAGCCACAGCCUUUCACAAACGAAUGGCUGCAGGUGGAUCUUGGUGAAGAGAAGCUGGUGAAGGGGUUAAUCAUACAGGGAGGCAAAUACCGGGAAAACAAGGUCUUCAUGAAGAAGUUCCGUCUUGCACACAGCAAUAACGGCUCUGACUGGAGGAUGGUGCAUGACACCAGUGGAAACAAGCCAAAGAUAUUUGAAGGUAACAGCAAUUACGACACACCUGAGCUGAGGACAGUGGAGCCCCUGCUGACUCGUUUCAUCAGAAUUUAUCCAGAGAGGGCCACUCCUGCUGGGAUGGGCCUGCGACUUGAACUCAUUGGCUGUGAGAUUGAAGCUCCGACGCUACUUCCAACCACUGCAGUCCCAAGCACCACCCCUUCAGACGAGUGUGACGACGACCAGGCGAGCUGCCACAGCGGCACAGGUGAUGACUACGACGUGACAGGUGGUUCCAUAAUGCCUGAGACCACAACCUCAGAAGUGGACACCAUUCCAGCGUUUCAGUGGUUUGCCUGCGACUUUGGUUGGCCCAAUGAUCCGUCCUUCUGCAGCUGGACACCAGAGGACACUGGUUCCAGAUGGCAAAUCCAGUCCAGUGGCACCCCAACUCUCAACACUGGUCCUAACAUGGACCACACAGGAGGAUCAGGGAAUUUUAUCUACACUUUAGCGACUGGUCUACAAGAGAACGAAGUUUCUCGACUGGUCAGUCCCCCGGUCAACUCUCAGGAUGCUGACCUGUGCCUGUCUUUUUGGUACCAUAUGUAUGGGCCGCACAUUGGAACAUUGCAUAUCAAACAGCGUAAGCAAACUGAAGGUGGAUCGGCUGAUAUAUUGCUUUGGACGAUCAGUGGUCAUCAAGGCAAUCGCUGGAGGGAAGGACGUGUUCUCAUGCCACGCACUAGCAAACCCUAUCAAGUGGUGAUUGAGGGUCUUGUACAGAGGAAAAGUUGGGGAGACAUUGCCGUGGAUGACAUUAAGGUUCUCGAAGGAGUUGGUCAGACAGACUGCGAUGAUCCUGUUGUGCCGACUGAGCCAAUUCUACCUGAGGACGAAAUUGACAAAAUUUUUGAGGAAAUCACAGACUUUCCAGACCUGGUAGAAACGAACCAGAUCAGCGGUGCUGGCAACAUGCUGAAAACUCUAAAUCCCAUCCUUAUUACCAUCAUCGCCAUGUCAGCCCUGGGGGUUUUCCUGGGUGCCAUCUGUGGUGUGGUUUUAUACUGCGCUUGCUCACACGGCGGCAUGUCAGAGAGGAACUUAUCCGCCCUGGAGAACUAUAACUUUGAGUUAGUCGAUGGUGUCAAGCUAAAGAAGGACAAACUCAAUGUACAGAACUCAUACUCAGAGGCGUGAGAUGGGUCUGGCUGCUUUCAUAUGACUAACAAACGGGCAGAGCUCGCACAAAAAGACAUAAACAACUCAAGGCAUAUCUUCUCAUAUGUCUGCCCCAUAGGCGGGCUCAACAGGACUGCCAAACACCCUCUACUCAUUAGAUGAGGGUCAGGUUCAGGAAACCAGUGGGAGGUUUGGACUGAUCCACGCUUUUUUCUCAGGAGCUGCAGUAAAAAAAGAACCUACCAGUAGGGGACACUGUGUACAAAUAAAAUUACAGGAAAAAAAAUAUGUACAGAUGUUUAAGAUGAUAUUAUAAUUUUGUAUUUUGAUUUUCAUUCAUUUCUACAAUCGGAUGCUGGUGUUGAGACCAAUUUAUUAAUGAUGUUUAAAGUAUUUAUCAUUUUCUGGGUAAAAAAAAAAAAGUUUUGUUUUGUAGAAUCAGUUCAUGAAGGCUGUUGUUUCUUUUCAUGCUUUCAAAGAGACGUAUUGAAUCUUUAAAGAACCAUAUUCAACAAAACUGUUAAUUUGCCCUAUAGGGUGGCAUGGCGAGUGCGACCCUAAUCCUUUUCCAUUUUAUCACUCUAAAGUGAGGGUCCCGUUCAUGUAUGGUUCUGACAGUGCCUUUAGUACCUUUUGGUUAGCCUUUUCUGUUGAACUGAGUUCUUCUUUUAAUUGCUGUAUAUUAGGAUUAAGUUAUAAUUAAAGGAAACAGGGGCACAUUACAUUAUAAAGUCCUAUCAAACAGGACUAAAGUUUAUUGCAGCGCUUUUUUGUUUUUUUCUGUCCUAAAAAAGAACUUUGUAAAUACGUUUUAAUAUAUUUUAUUGCCCUUUUUAAAGAAAGUAAAAAGAAAAAAAAAGCUGCAGUAUCCCUUUUUUCCCCCCCCUUCAUGAAUGUGAGUGCGUGUGUGUAAAUACAAUCUUUUGACUGUUUUGUGCAAAACUGCGACGUCGAUCUUAGAUUCUGUUGCUCAGGCAAGGAAGAUUGUUUUUUGGGAUUUUUUUUAUUUUGGUGCAUUUGUUUCAUCUUUCAUUU